Molecule: messenger RNA, 3289 nt
Organism: Engraulis encrasicolus (European anchovy)
Lineage: Eukaryota; Metazoa; Chordata; Actinopteri; Clupeiformes; Engraulidae
Gene: pparg
Product: peroxisome proliferator-activated receptor gamma
Exons: 7
Coding region: 216-1850 (544 amino acids)
Biological process (GO): hormone-mediated signaling pathway; negative regulation of cholesterol storage; positive regulation of transcription by RNA polymerase II
Cellular component (GO): nucleus
Molecular function (GO): zinc ion binding; RNA polymerase II cis-regulatory region sequence-specific DNA binding; nuclear receptor activity
Source: RefSeq, a predicted model, not a curated record
CGCUCGCGCUGUAGCCUCUGGCAGGGGCACCCGCAACUAUCACCAGCAAAGUGCAACACUGUUCUCGCGUGCCACCAUUUCCCAAGUAGUCUACUAUAUAAACAACCUAGACUACAGUAUCUGACUGGCAAGGUUUCGACUGCAGUCUGACCACAUCAGGAAGAGACAAAAGCAAUCGCCGUUACAAAGGACAAGAGAACGAGAGGACUUCAGACAUGGUUGAUACUCAGACUCUGGGAUGGUCUAUGGGCUUUGGCCUAACUGCCCUGGAGCUGGAGGAGCUGGACCACAGCUCCCAUCACUGCCUGGACCUUAAGCCUUACUCUAGCCCCUCGCUGGGGGGACUGGACCUGAAGCCCUACUCCACUCCUGUCCUGGACUACAGCAGCAGCAGCUACGGCAGCAUGGAGUACGACCACAACCCCAGCCCCAGUCUGCCCCUGGGAGACUACCAGGGACACACAGACACCGCAGCUCACAUGUACAGCUACAGACAGCCGCAGCACCAGCAGCAACACCAUCAACAGCAGCAACACCAGCAGCUGCAGCAGCCGCAACAGCAAGACAGCCAGAGCUAUAUCAAGCUGGAACCCGAAUCACCACCUCAGUACAGUGAGAGCAGCCUGAGCUUUUCCAAGAUGCAUGAGGACUCGACGGCAGCCAUCUUGAAUAUCGAGUGUCGUGUGUGUGGGGACAAAGCUUCAGGGUUCCACUAUGGCGUCCACGCCUGUGAGGGCUGCAAGGGCUUCUUUCGGCGCACCAUCAGACUGAAGCUGGUGUACGACCACUGUGAGCUGCGCUGCCGUAUCCACAAGAAGAGCCGCAACAAGUGCCAGUACUGCCGCUUCCAGAAGUGCCUGAUGGUGGGCAUGUCACACAACGCGAUCCGCUUCGGGCGUAUGCCACAGGCGGAGAAGGAGAAGCUAUUGGCGGAGGUGUCUGCGGACAUGGAGCACCUGCACCCCGACUGUGCCGACCUGCGCGCGCUGUCUAAGCACCUGUACGAGUCCUUCCUGAGGUCCUUCUGCCUCACCAAGGCCAAGGCCAGAUCCAUACUCUCCGGCAAGACCGACAGCGCUCAGCCCUUUGUGAUCCACGACAGGCGCUCCCUGUCAGAGGGCGAGCAGCUCUUCACCAUCCGCCCCAUGUCGCCCUCUAUAUGUCAGCAGCACCAGCACCUGCAGGACCAGCCUUACCCCCACCGCCACCCCGAGCCGCCCUUUUCUCGCGACCCGGCGGAGGAGGUGGAGAUGCGCUUCUUCCUCCGCCUCCAGGCGCGCUCGGCCGAGGCGGUGCGCGAGAUCACCGAGUUCGCCAAGAGCAUCCCGGGCUUCGUGGAGCUGGACCUGAACGACCAGGUGACGCUGCUCAAGUACGCCGUCAUGGAGGUGCUGAUCCUGAUCAUGGCGCCCUUCAUGAACAAGGACGGCAUGCUGAUUGGCAAUGGCCGCGUCUUCAUGACGCGCGAGUUCCUCAAGAGCAUGCGCAAGCCCUUCUUCCAGAUGAUGGAGCCCCGCUUCGACUUCUCCAUCAAGUUCAACACCCUGGAGCUGGACGACAGCGACAUGGCUCUCUUCCUCUCCGUCAUCAUCCUCAGCGGAGACCGGCCGGGGCUGCUGAACACGCGGCCCAUUGAGGCGCUGCAGGAGACGGUGUUGCACUCCCUGGAGCUGCAGCUGAAGAUGUCCCACCCAGAUACGCUGCAGCUCUUCGCCAAGGUGCUGCAGAAGAUGACCGACCUGCGGCAACUGGUCUCUGACCACGUGCACGCCAUCACGCUACUCAAGCAGACCGACGUGGACUUGUGCCUGCACCCACUGCUGCAGGAGAUCAUCAAAGACCUCUACUAGCACCAGGAGGAUGACAGACUUAGCAGCAGGAGAAUGACUGGGACUAUGGGGCUUGGAGUGCUAUGCGGAUGAGGGACUUGUACAAGCAGGGCUAUGAGGCUUGUGCUAGGGACUUGUGCAAGCAGGAUGGAUUCGAGGGACAGGAUGAACCAGGAGGAGUAUCUAUGAGGUUUGUGAGGGACUUGUUCUAGAAGUAUAGGACUUACUCAAGAGACUAGUAGUCCUAUACUUCUAGUACGACACUUGUACUAGGAGUAUUUGUGCACACUUGCACAAAGAGUGUAACCGAUUUGUACCAGGUCUACAAGGGACUUACUGUAUACUAGAAGUACAAGGGAUUCAUAUCUAGCAUACAGGACCUUUACCAGCAGUAUAGGGGACUUAUAUUUUAAAAGACUUGGACUACAAGUGUAAGACUUGUACUUACGACUAUAAGACUUGCACUUAAUAGGAGUAUAAAAGACUUGUACUAGCGAUAAUGCUGGUGGCAAUAAUAACCUGACGCCAAAGUGUGUAGCUCCGUUUGUGCCUUUUCUCUGGUGGCAGCUAUGGCAAAGUGGCUGUUUGUCCUUGAUGCUCUUGCACUGGAUGGCAGACUGGCCCACUGAUAAGAGUUUGCCCUCCGCCAUGGCUCUGGGGACCGACUGAUGUUUUAGAAAGAGGGAGGAUUGUGAGGAUAUCUUUUAUUGAAUGCUUUUGUGGGACUGUGCGGACUAUUUUGAGGCUGGGGGAAAUGCCUUUAUUUAAACAAAUGAGCAAUAAACUUCGCUUGAAACCAAUGGGAACAGCCAAGAAUCUGUUAAAACACACACAUACAAAAAAAUGUCUGGUUUACCUUUAGACAACCGUAACAUAGCCGUGUAGAAACUGUAUUUGUAUGAAUAGUAUUAGGUCACAGAGUGUUAUGAAUGGCCAUACACAGUGUGGUCUGAUGUUUUACCAUACUAAAAUCUACAUCAACUGUAUACUGUAUGUCCAGUAGUUUUCUGUGUAAGUGUUACUUAAAGGAAGUGAAUGUGCAGGAUUGCUAUGAGGGAAGGGGGCAAAAUGUCACUGUGAAUGCGUUUCAUGAGUCUUGAAACUAUGUAUAUAUGUGUUAUUAUUUUGCUUUGCCAGAUUUUUUUUCAUCAUUUAAUCAAGAUCUCAAUUUUUAUGGUGCAUCAUAAUUCAAGAAACUAUAUACAACGUAUGAAAGUAUGAGUAAUGUAUGUUAUUUGAGGUUAAGCUCGUCCAACAAAAACAUCUCUAGUUAUCUCACACUGAAUGAUUAUAUUGACCGCAAGCCAUUGUGACUUGAUGCAUCGAAAGGGAAAUAUAGCACAUGUGCCUUCUGAAGAUUUGUACUUUUUUGUAUUUAUAGAUCCAUUGGCAGAAGAAAAUGCAUUUUGGAAAAAAAAUCCAUCAGGAACAAAAAAAUGUCUGAAUAAAGUCCAUGCUAA